Molecule: messenger RNA, 2211 nt
Organism: Fukomys damarensis (Damara mole-rat)
Lineage: Eukaryota; Metazoa; Chordata; Mammalia; Rodentia; Bathyergidae
Gene: Guf1
Product: GUF1 homolog, GTPase
Exons: 17
Coding region: 203-2209 (668 amino acids)
Biological process (GO): positive regulation of translation
Cellular component (GO): mitochondrion
Molecular function (GO): GTPase activity; GTP binding; mitochondrial ribosome binding
Source: RefSeq, a predicted model, not a curated record
GCGUGUGCGUCAGCGAGGGUUUCCUCUUGUACGCCAUCCUUCCGGGGUUAAGGGGAGAGGAUUGUACGGGAACGUGAUUGAUUUCGCCACUGGAGCGGUCCGGAGUCUUCGUUGGGCGGCCUAGCUUAGGAACAAACGCAACCUAGAGCUAUGGCUUCGUCGCCUCUCCAGACCUUCUGUUGACAUUUUCGGUGCUCGGGCCAUGUGGACCCUCGCGGGCCGGGGCUGCUGGCACAGACGCGUGCUCCUGCCGUGGGCCACAGCGGCCGCGCGACCCGGGCUGCCCAGGCCCCUGCCUAUACCCAGCCGGACUCCUGCGGGGUCGUGGGCUAGCGACAGGCUCUGCAGCUCUGUGGGGCUCAAGGAAAAACCAGACAUGUCUAGAUUUGCUGUUGAAGAUAUUAGGAAUUUUAGUAUCAUUGCACAUGUGGAUCAUGGCAAAAGUACUUUAGCUGACAGGCUGUUAGAACUAACAGGAACAAUUGAUAAGACAAAGAAUAAUAAGCAAGUUCUUGAUAAAUUGCAAGUGGAACGAGAAAGAGGAAUCACUGUUAAAGCACAGACAGCAUCUCUUUUUUACAAUUUUGAAGGAAAGGAAUACCUUUUAAAUCUUAUUGAUACACCAGGCCAUGUUGAUUUUAGUUAUGAAGUAUCCAGGUCACUUUCUGCUUGCCAAGGUGUUUUACUAGUGGUUGACGCAAAUGAGGGUAUUCAAGCCCAAACUGUAGCAAACUUCUUUCUUGCUUUUGAAGCACAGCUAUCAGUAAUUCCAGUUAUAAACAAGAUUGAUCUGAAGAAUGCAGAUCCUGAAAGGGUUGAAAAACAAAUUGAAAAAGUAUUUGAUAUUCCAAGUGAUGACUGUAUUAAGAUUUCUGCUAAACUUGGAACAAAUGUUGAAUAUGUUCUUCAGGCAGUUAUUGAAAGAAUACCCCCUCCUAAGGUGCAUCGCAGAAAUCCCCUGAGAGCUUUGGUGUUUGAUUCCACCUUUGACCAAUAUAGAGGUGUGAUAGCCAAUGUAGCAUUGUUUGAUGGAAUGGUUUCCAGAGGAGAUAAAAUUGUAUCGGCACAUACUCAAAAGACAUAUGAAGUUAAUGAAGUGGGAGUUCUGAAUCCUAGUGAGCAGCCAACUCUUAAAUUAUAUGCAGGACAGGUGGGCUAUUUGAUUGCUGGGAUGAAAGAUGUCACUGAAGCCCAAAUAGGAGAUACGUUGUAUUCACAUAAACAUCCAGUGGAGCCCUUACCUGGGUUUAAAUCAGCGAAACCAAUGGUAUUUGCAGGAAUGUACCCUAUAGAUCAGUCUGAAUAUAAUAACCUGAAGAGUGCCAUAGAAAAACUGACUUUAAAUGACUCCAGCGUGUCAGUACAUCGGGAUAGUAGUCUUGCCCUGGGUGCUGGCUGGAGGUUGGGAUUUCUUGGACUUCUGCAUAUGGAAGUUUUCAACCAGCGACUAGAGCAAGAAUAUAAUACUUCUGUUAUUUUGACAACACCUACUGUUCCAUAUAAAGCUGUUCUUUCAUCAGCAAAAUUGAUAAAGGAAUACAGAGAAAAAGAAAUCACAAUAAUCAACCCUGCACAAUUCCCUGACAAGUCAAAAGUAGCAGAAUACCUGGAGCCAGUUGUUCUGGGCACUAUUAUCACACCAGAUGAAUAUACUGGAAAAAUAAUGGCUCUUUGCCAGACCCGAAGAGCAGUUCAGAAACAUUUGAUGUUUAUUGAUCAAAAUAGAGUUAUGCUUAAAUAUCUCUUCCCUUUGAAUGAAAUUGUGGUAGAUUUUUAUGACUCUUUGAAAUCUCUGUCUUCUGGAUAUGCGAGCUUUGAUUAUGAAGAUGCAGGCUACCAGACUGCAGAACUUAUAAAAAUGGACAUUCUCCUGAAUGGAAAUAUUGUAGAGGAACUAGUAACUGUCGUACACAAAGACAAAGCAUACGCUGUUGGGAAAACCAUAUGUGAACGUCUAAAGGAUUCUCUUCCUAGGCAGCUGUUUGAGAUAGCAAUUCAAGCUGCUAUUGGAAGUAAAAUCAUUGCAAGAGAAACUGUGAAAGCCUAUAGGAAAAAUGUUUUGGCAAAAUGUUAUGGUGGUGAUAUUACCCGAAAAAUGAAACUUUUGAAGAGACAAACAGAAGGAAAAAAAAAGCUGAGGAAAAUUGGCAACAUCGAAGUCCCAAAAGAUACUUUUAUAAAAGUUUUAAAAACACAACCUAAUAAAUAAUU